Molecule: messenger RNA, 180 nt
Organism: Pyricularia pennisetigena
Lineage: Eukaryota; Fungi; Ascomycota; Sordariomycetes; Magnaporthales; Pyriculariaceae
Exons: 1
Source: RefSeq, a predicted model, not a curated record
AAACUAACCAGACCGGAUAUUAGUAGUGCCAAGUAUCGAGUUCAAUUGCCGUGUGCUCACUUCGACUUUGCCGUCUGCCCGACCGCCUACCCGGCCUGGAGAAGCGGGUCACAUAGUUGUUUGAAGUCGAGCCUUGUGCGGACCGAGGUUGGCGGGCACGGCGAACAUAUUAAGCGCUAG